AAAUCGUGAUCACUUUUAGUUCAUCUGUUAAUUCGGUUGGUGAAUUCUGAAUCCCAAAAAAGUUAUUAAGUGGUUCCUGUGGCUUCAAGCAACAGCUAACUACGCAAACAGAAUAAAAGUCAUCUGAAUCCGAAAACACCGCGCCAAUUCGAAACUAUGAACCCUAACAAAUCCCCUUUUGUUUCAUCAUCGCUGAUCAUCACUGCCUUCUUGCUGUUCGCCACUUUCGAUUUCGGGGUUUGCAGAGUUGAAAAAGGUAUGAUAAGGUCACAAAAGCUAGGCGGAGUUCGUGAUAUCACGGAACAAGGCCUCAACGGGAUCGAGAUAGAAACCCUCGCUCGAUUCGCUGUGGAAGAACACAACAAAAAAGAGAACUCCCUUCUCAAGUUUUCUAGAUUGAUAAAGGCGAAAGAGCAGGUGGUGGCUGGUAAGAUGUACUAUCUCACAUUGGAGGCAACAGAUGCUGCUGGCAAGAUAAAAGCAUACGAAACUAAAGUUUGGGUGAAACCUUGGAUUAACUUCAAGCAGAUGCAAGAAUUUAAGCAGGUUUCCAAUGAUCUAUUCGUGUAGAAAUUGGUGUUAAUAAGAUACAACUGCCCUUUACUGCUCAUGUAAUCAGUAAAAUCUAGCUACUGUUGAUUGAACAAGGGCUUUUAUGUGUAUAAAGUUGUAUUGUAGUUGGCUUUAUGUAAGCAAUUACAACUACAAUAUGAAAUGGUGAUCAGAUUCCUUUAUAACUCUGUCAAUAAUGUGGUCUUGGGGGUUGUAUCUUGCACAUUGUUCUUGUACUUGACUUCCAUGGAUAAUGACUUUGAAGUAUUCUUUUCAAUAUAUUGUGUUCCCUGUUGCUUUUGUUCUA
Messenger RNA from Lactuca sativa (garden lettuce), 859 nucleotides. Its product is annotated as cysteine proteinase inhibitor A. NCBI's taxonomy places the organism in Eukaryota, Viridiplantae, Streptophyta, Magnoliopsida, Asterales, Asteraceae. The record is from RefSeq and is a predicted model, not a curated record. Gene Ontology annotation, molecular function: cysteine-type endopeptidase inhibitor activity.